GUUUCUUCUUUUGCUGGCCAGCUUUUUCGUUGUGCUGAAGAGGGUGGGGACACACGGUGGAGAGUGGUGCGAUCAGCUGGGCACAAAAGGAGCUUGAAUGCUGCCGGGCAGCUCAUCUAAGCAUCCAAAAGUUGCUCAGAGGGCAGGCGCUGUGGAGCAGAGCGGUAGUUGCGUCUUGCACAUGGUGAAGGUGGCGCUUGUCAGGGGCCAUGCCGUCGCCCAUAUCAGCAGGUUGGAGCAGCCCAUAGCAAAUGCCGCCUGGGCCUGCCAGGUGCGGUGGGUCUCGGCUCUCCUGGCUGCAAAGACACCCCCAGGCGCUUCGGUCUUCGAAGCGAGAAGGGGGAACUGCCUUUGCUCAAAAUCCAGGCCCCCAAAACUAGUAGCCAGCUCCUCCCUCCCCCCCAGACUUGCCCCACUGCGACAGACUGCUAGACGGCGAACCCCACUUAGGCGAUCUGCCCUUAUAGACCGAGAGAGAGGCCCCAGCGAACAAGUAUCCAAUGGAAGGGGUGCAGAACCGGGAGCUGCCGAGGACGCCCCAUCUUCGGCAAGGGGCUCGCAAGCUGAGCCCAGCGAACCCCCCACUGCGAAACCAAGCCCCGCUGAACGGAGGCAGAGGCGAAAAGCCGCCGCUGCUGGGGGAAAAAGCAGUGGCGAACGAAGUCGGGGGGAGAACCGAGUGGCUGCUGACGUGGAAUGGGUGUCGGAUGCAGUGAGCGGGGGCUUGCGGGCGAAGGAUACUUUUGGGGGGAACAAUAAUGGUGACGUUAGCAAUGAUGUCAGCGGGGGCGACUCGGAGGGCGGGAACUCAAGCGGAAGCGACUCGGAGAGCGGGGGCGAGAGCGGGGGCGAGAGCAGCACGUCUGAGGGGGGGGAGAAUUUGCGGGCCACGGCACCCCCCCAGAAGGGGGGCGAGGGCUGGUGGUUGAAAGCGAUUCGGGGGGGUCUGCGAGAGGAGGACGUUGGGGGCGAGGUUGUGUUGAGUGAGGAAGCUUUACAGAAACGAGUUGAGUCAAGAAGAGGUGGCGGCAGUGAAGAGAUAGAAGCAAAGAUCAGAGAGGCUGAUGCCAGAGUGGCUGCUCUCAAAGCGCAGCGCGCGAGGGUUAGGGCGCUUAACCCGGGGGUCCUUGAAGCGCGGCUGCAUUUUGCACGAAACAGUGUCGAAGUGACGAGGAAGGGAACUAGAGGGGGAACGCGUGAAGAGGAAAGAAGUUGGGAGGAAACAGUCGCAGGGGAGAGAACUAGACAGGGCAGAGCGGGAGAGGAGCGACAAGGGGGGGAGAGUGAUGGGGGAAGAAGACGGAGUGGUUCGGGAGACAACGGGAUUUUGGAAGUAGGAGUUAGUGCGGAGCGAACGUCUGUAAGCAGACCCGGGGAAGCAAGAACUAGAGAGAGGGUGAUUGGAAACGGAAACCUUAGCACGGGGUCUGCCAAGCUCCGCGGGGGAGUGUUCAUGCCCGAUCUCGACAAAGCGCUCUCGUCCCUUUUACGAGAGCGAAAACUAGACGAGGCGAUCCGGCUGUUGCAGGACGGGCGCGCUCGGGGGGGUUUGGUCAGCCGGCGGAGCUACAGCUGGCUGGUGACGUUGCUCUGUCGUCAGCGGCGGUUUGCAACGGCGCAUAACUGGUACCUGAGCGUGUCUCAAGAGGCCGGGGUGAGGCUGGACGACACGGCGCUGGCGAUGCUGGUCCAAGAGGCGGUGCGCAUCGAGCGCAGAGAAGAGGCGUGGGCUUUGUUACAGGUGAUGCGUUCCUACGGCUACUGCCCACGUGUGGCCACGUGGAGCGCCGUCGUGAGCGUUUUCAGCCGGCAUCCCAAAACCGCGGAACAAGCGCUGCGCAUUUGGGACGAGGUCCGCUCGUGGCGCUUCGGAAACCAGGAGGUUUAUACAGACACGGGCGCAUAUAAUGCCGCACUGAAUGCGUGCAUCUCCCUGCGGGAUAUGUCGCGCGCUGAGGCCUUAUGGGCGCAGCUGCAGGCGGAGGGCUUACAGCCCAACGUGCUGACGUAUAAUAUCAUGCUGAGGGGCUAUGCGCUUAUAGGGGAGGCGCGGGAGAUGCUGGCGGGGCUGGAGAGCAUGAAACGGGACGGGGUGCGGCCGGACGUGUCGACUUAUAAUACGAGGGUGGCGGGGCACGUGACCCUGGGUGACGUGGCAUCGGCGGAGAGAGUUCUGGAUGAGGUGCGGGAGUUGGCCGGAGUACGGAGAAAGAGUACAGCGGUGGGGUUAGAAGGAGACGGGGAGGGGGCCGGGUCUAAAGAAGGGGUUUCGGAGGAGCGGGCCGAAGGGGAAGUGGGAGCGGAUUCUCAACUAGCGGCGUUUGCGGAUUGGGCUGCUGACAAAGUCGAGCCUGGGAUUGCGGAUGGAAGCGCUGAGCAGACCACUGAUUCUGCUUCGCGGAGUCGGACCGGUGUGAGUUAUCCGGUAACAGGUAGAAACGGUAGUUUUGAGGGAGUAGACGAGUUGCAGAAUCUAGACGCGUUGGAGAAUCAGCAGUCGGAACGAAAUAUUUUGGCGCAAGCUCCGGUCUUGGAGGGCGCUUCGAGUAGCGGACUGGAAGACCGAAAAACAGAACGCGGGUUGCUAGAAAACGGGCAGAUAGAUGCUACCCCGUCAGCUACAGAUUCUAGUGCUAGAAACGGCGGUAGUACAUCCUCGGAAGCGGAUAGAGUAGACCGGGAAGGGGAAUCGAUUUCCGGACGGCCGGAAGCGUUUAACAAGGAACGUCGGGCGUCGGGCCGUCCGACUCCGGCAGAUGCGAGCGGUCCGAUGGGGCGAAGUUCGGACUCUCCGGAGACGUGGACUCUGAACGGUCUGACGGCACCGGGCUCAAAUUCAAAGCGUACGGAAAGGACUUCGGAUCGUCCGAUCGGAAUCUUGAACGGUCCGGAAGCGUCCGUUUCCGGCCGGCCGUGGCCGACGCUCUCGGAGCUCCGUGACGAAGCCACCGCCGGGGCCCGGCAGCGGCCCCGGAGACCGGACGCCGGCGGCAGCGUCCAAACGGUCCGUCCGACCGUCCGAACUUACACCGCUCUCUUGCGGGGGUACGUGAAAGAGGGGCGGUUACGGGAGGCAUUCGAAUUGGUCGAAGAAAUGGUUGCCGCCGCGGGGGGCCGGCAGGAAGCGCUCCCGAACGUCGUCACGUACACGGUCCUGAUCGACGGGUGCGUGCGGAAGGGGAAAGUAGGGGUGGCGAGGAAGGUGGUGGCGUGGAUGCGGCGCCAGGGGGUGGCGCCGAACACGGUGACGUACAAUACGCUAUUGCGGGGGUGUUGUCGGGAGCGCGAUAUGAGGGCCGGGCUGGGGGUCUGGAAAGAGAUGGAGGAGGAGGGGGUCGAGGCGGAUGUGGUGACGUACAAUACGAUGAUGGACCUGUGCAUCAAGGCGGACCAAGUCAGCGAGGCGUUCCGCUGGUUCAAAAGGUUGAAGGAGUCCCACAUCGCCCCCACGGUCGUCUCCUACACGACGGCAAUGCGCGGCUUGGGGCUCGCGCAAGAGCACGCCUUCGCGGAGCGCCUCUUCCGGACGAUGCUCGACGACCCGUCCGUCGUCUUGGACCGUCCGGCGUGGAAUGUCGUCAUCGACACCUUUUGCCGCGCGGGCGCGAUGCCGCUCGCCAAAAAGGUCUUUCAAGCGAUGAAAACCGCGGGAGUGUCGCCGGAUCUUGCGACCUACGGAUCGCUCGUGUUGGGCUUCUCGCGGCAGGAAGACAUCGGCGAAGUGCUCGUGCUCUGGAAGGAGAUCAAGGCGCGGAACGCGGCCGCGCGGGAGUCGGGGGGAUCCCCGGGGCGCCGGAACGGCCCUCCCCGGGAGCAGAAAGCGGUCGGGACGAGCGCCCGGGGGGAGAUUUUGGUCGACCAGCGGCUGUGCGAUGAGGUGCUGAGCGCGUGCGUGCGCGCGGGUUACUACGAGCGCGCUCUGGGCGUGAUUGCCCUGAUGGAGGAACUAGGGAUGGCGAUCAACCGGCGCAAGUAUGGGGAGCUGUUUGCGGAGGAGCAGGAGCGGCCGUGGCGCGCGAGCCGGACGCAGAUCAUCGAGCGGUCGCCGCGGGCGAACGACUUCCUAGAGAAGUUCAAGGCGUGGCUCGGGUUGGAUAAUGAUUACUACCAGCGGGAAUGGAAUUGGCGAGACUGAGGGGCAGCCAUGGAUGUGCAGGUCGCCAAUGGGCACGGUUGGUGUGGGAUUCGAGGGCCCUUUGAGGCGCCUCAGAUGAGUAGAAUUGUCGAAGUGUUGUUAGAAGGUGUUGCUUCGGGGGCAGCGACCACGACGGUAUGGAUGCCAUAAGAGCUUGCAAUUUUGGGUUGGCGACUUGUUACAGGAAUCAAUGUUCCCAACUCGUCGGGGAACUCUGCCAAUCCGUACUGUUCAUUGGCGCAACUGACCAUGUGAGAUCAAGUUGAAAAACGGUCUGCUUGUUACCUUUCAGCUGAUUCCAUCAUGGCUUGUCAUAGGCUUUGACC
Messenger RNA from Klebsormidium nitens, 4461 nucleotides. The record is from the annotation of a GenBank genome assembly. NCBI's taxonomy places the organism in Eukaryota, Viridiplantae, Streptophyta, Klebsormidiophyceae, Klebsormidiales, Klebsormidiaceae.